GUAUGUUGGAAGUUUUGUUUUGCUUGAUAUUUUUUUUGUGUAGUCUUUGCUUUAUGUUGCAGCUGAAGACGAGUCAUUUAUGGCUUACAACCGAGAAAUGGACACUCGUUCCCUUCUCAAUGAAAGGAUGAAUGUUUCUUCCUCAUCUGAUACCAAAGAGUGGGACACUGUGGACCAAAUGCCUUUGGGUGGAAAGACCUUAUCUGAAUGGCUGAGUGAGUUAGAUGCAAUUACUAAAGAAGUCGAGGCGGAGCCAGUUUCAAGGGACAUAGGCUGCCAUCUGGUUGAAGUUUUGCAGGCAGUCAAUUUAGUUCUUUUUGAGUUGAGAGGCUUUAAAAGAUCCCCUGCUCUUGUAGACUCUAAGCAUUCAUACUUACACAAAGUGCUGAGCUCUGGAUGUGGCAGUGCAACUUUGGUUAGCAUAAUUUACAUUGAAGUUUGUCCGCGACUUGGUCUAUCUAUCUUGGGCUCUCGUGUUGGGGAAGAUUUUCUGAUAUGGCCGCAGACAGCAUACCCAGAGCCCAGAGGUUACUUCAAUCUUGAAAAUUCAUCUUUGCAUUUUACUUUAAUGCUGCGUGAUUCUUAG
Messenger RNA from Hibiscus syriacus, 586 nucleotides. RefSeq lists its product as uncharacterized. The record is from RefSeq and is a predicted model, not a curated record. The transcript is spliced from 2 exons. NCBI's taxonomy places the organism in Eukaryota, Viridiplantae, Streptophyta, Magnoliopsida, Malvales, Malvaceae. The coding region runs from base 80 to 586 and encodes 168 amino acids.